AGUUAUAAAUUGAAAAAUGAAUUACUAGUAAUUAAUAAUAAUAAUUGAAAUUAAAUCUGGCCUGAUUCAAAGUUGCAGUAAAACUGAAAUUAAUAUAUUAACAAAACAUAAUUAAUGGUCUUUGUAAUUUACAGGACGAAAUGUUUGAUGCUUGGAAGAAGAAUGGAAUAGCAGACAAAGGCACCAAAGAAUUUACCAAGGACUCCUACAUUUGUGAAUUACAUUUUAAAAAUGAAGAUGUCAUUAAGGAAGAUGUAUUCAAUGUUAUUGGCGGCCCAACAGUAACUGUGACACGAAAUAGGAAACACUUGCGUAAAAACGCUGUUCCAUGUAUUUUUCCUCCACCUGUUCCGAAACAAACAGAAGAAAAACUGUCGUACUAUCAUGUUUUCAAGCCCACUGUAGAUAUUUCAUCCAAUAAUAUUAAUGACAAGAAGACUGCCUCUGAAAACUCAAUCGACUCACUUGGAAUAUAUGACAACAAACCAGAAUCGGAAAACUCAAAUGCAUCAUACCAAAUACAAGAAUGCAAAAGGCCACAAUCUAAUAAUUCAAACGAGUCCCAUUUGGAAACUGAGACCUGGAUCGUUAUUCAGAAGGAACUGGAAAAUGGGUCUCCUCUUUUCGGAGUGUGGCACUCAAUUAUUGCAAGUACGUGGGUAAUGCUAACCUUAUAUAAGGAUGGUGACAAGUCUCGAGCAAUAUGUGCUCAACGUGUUAAUAUUAACAAGAAUGACAUGAGAGCAAUUGUUUAUAUUGGAGAGAGAGAGAUCGAUGCUUUAGGUGGAAAAAUAGAAACUAUUCAAGAUAUCACAAAUCUAUUAUGGAGAUUACGAAAUGUCUAUACAUGUGUAGAAGUUGGAACAAAAAACAG
This is a messenger RNA of Mycetomoellerius zeteki, 874 nucleotides long. RefSeq lists its product as uncharacterized. Lineage: Eukaryota; Metazoa; Arthropoda; Insecta; Hymenoptera; Formicidae. The record is from RefSeq and is a predicted model, not a curated record. The transcript has 2 exons. The annotation marks the transcript as partial.